This is a messenger RNA of Penicillium atrosanguineum, 945 nucleotides long. RefSeq lists its product as uncharacterized. Bases 1 to 945 code for a protein of 314 amino acids. The record is from RefSeq and is a predicted model, not a curated record. Lineage: Eukaryota; Fungi; Ascomycota; Eurotiomycetes; Eurotiales; Aspergillaceae. The transcript has a single exon.
AUGCAUGGGAUGUGGGAUUCUCCGUGGGAAAACAAUGCGAUACCGAAGGCGGAGGAUGGGCCGCCGAUUCUGACCACAACAGACUGGUCGUCCAUCAGCCCAUUCGGUGUACGCAAAAGACUCCUCAAGUUGAAUCUCGACUUGAUCGAAGACCUUGAACUUCUAGAAUCUGGCUCUCUAAUGAUGGGGUCUUCGUCUCUCCUCAGAGGAGAUUCCAGCCCGACGGUUGGGAAACUAGAUCUGCCCAUCUUUCGCAUGCUCAGCCACUCAACCCAAUUCUUGGAAAUUCUCGAAAUGGGCAUUGGCGCUGCGGAAGACUCCUUCAACUUAACCAAUUUUUUCGAUUCAUCUCAAGAGGCACUCAGGAUCAAACACAAUACGAAGCCCCUACCUACAGAUAUCAUGGGGAGCAGUGUGGAGGAUGGCGAAAGAACAACAUCAUCCUACGACUCUGGAUAUUCCUCCAUGAUGGAACCAUCCCAGGAACAAGCAAAAGCCCUAGAGCCUCAAAGAUGCGAUAUAUCGACAGCACUCAGCAUGCUCGGAACUUAUUGCCACCUGGUCCGCGUGUAUCGAGCAGUGUUUACACAACUUUAUCAACUAUUUCUUAUUAUACCCCCUGCCGAUGCUGCUGCGUAUCUACUACUACCGAACUUACGAUUUGGUCAGUUUCACAUGGAUGAAAACUUGACUGUUCAAGUCCAGGUAUUGAUUGAGCUUGGCUCCAGCAUGCUAGUUAAAAUUGAACGAACUCUCGGAAUGUCCCAAGGUUCCACACGAGAGCCAGAUGGUGAGAUAAGUACCAUGAGAUUCAUUUUGGAUGAAAGUCCACUGGUAUAUAUACGAGAUCAUAUCAUGGCACAGGAACAAUUCACACAUGGAAUCCCAUUGAGGGAAACAAUGAACUGUCUUCGGCAACUUCUGAAAGACCCAGUCAACAUGUGA